AUGCAACUCACCUCCCUCCUCACCCUGGCCCUCGCCAGCACGGCCGCCCUCGCUGCCCCAGCCGCUGCCCCCGAAGCCAAAGACACCCAAACCCUCUCCAAGCGCGGCGUCGAGACCAUCUACCUCUCCAACUGCGUCACCUCCGGCUCCGCCUACAACCGCAGCGGCAUGUUCUACUACCCUGACGGCGACCAGUCGCAGAACGGCGAGCGUCCGGCCAGCGGCAACUACGCGUCCGUCAACGGCGGCAACCUCGUCGGCUGGGAAGGUCGUUCCGUGUCGGGCACCUUUGGGUCUGGCGUGACGUUUACCUCGAGUAUCACGCCUGGUUCGCAUGCUGCGUUUAGUUGGUCGGGGAGCGGCACGAAUGGGUAUAGGAGUUUUAAUUGUUAUCGCGAUAAUGAGCGGUUUUUGUUUAAUUCGGCGAGUUGGGGGAAUUGUUAUUCUGUGUAUUAUUGUAUUUAG
Messenger RNA from Aspergillus melleus, 465 nucleotides. RefSeq lists its product as uncharacterized. The record is from RefSeq and is a predicted model, not a curated record. The transcript has a single exon. The coding region runs from base 1 to 465 and encodes 154 amino acids. Lineage: Eukaryota; Fungi; Ascomycota; Eurotiomycetes; Eurotiales; Aspergillaceae.